Molecule: messenger RNA, 1920 nt
Organism: Clonostachys solani
Lineage: Eukaryota; Fungi; Ascomycota; Sordariomycetes; Hypocreales; Bionectriaceae
Source: the annotation of a GenBank genome assembly
AUGUCGCAGACCGUUACUUCACACGUCAACCCCGCGGCCCUUGACCUUGAUAUCACGACUUGGGGGACAGCUGCUAGGCCUCGAGCAUAUCACACUCAAGCGGAAGCUUCAUCUUCACAGUCAGGGGAGCUAAGUUAUCGUGAUGGGCCCGUCGAUCUCCCACUAUUCCACGGCACGAUCCCAGACCACUUUGCUUCUGUCGUAGCUGUCUGGGGGAACCGCCCUGCUGUUGUUGCCCGUUCUCCCAUCGCAGCCACCUCCAACGACACUCCUCAUGAGGCUGUCCUCACUUACACGGAGCUUGACAAGCUUUCCAAUCGGGUUGCCAACUCCCUGGCUCAGUAUGGCAUCCGCAAGGGCAUCCGUGUUGGCGUGAGUCUGGGCAACACAGCCGAGUACACCAUUCUCACAUACGCUCUCUUCAAGCUCGGCGCCGUCCUCGUCCCUUUUAAUCCGGGCUUCACCGCGAGCCAAGUCGUGUCUGGUCUGCAGCACCUGGGUGCCGAGAUGCUUAUCAUUGGUGCAGUGACCGACUUGGCUUACAAGGCUGGCAAAGGCCGCAGCAAUGAGGACCUCCUCAGAGGCGUUCUUGGCAACCUUGACAACUCCACCAUCCAGAGCGAGGCUGUUCCGUCGCUGCGUGUAGCCAUCGUACUAGACAAUCGACCUGACCACCCUGACGUCCAGUUCGAUAUCGAACGCUUCCCCAGCCUCACGCCGUACACAAACCUCCUCAACGGCUCACCCGCCCCGGUGAGGCCGUCCUCACCCCUGGAUCCCUCAGACACCAUCAACAUCCAGUUCACUUCCGGUACCACCUCCGCUCCCAAGGCCGCCAUGCUCAGUCACCGCUCCAUCCUGAACAACGGCCGCUUCAUCGCCCACCGCAUGGGCCUCGCCGCUAACGACAAGAUCGUGGUUCCCCCUCCGCUGUUCCACUGCUUCGGCUCUGUCCUCGGCUUCCUGGCCACUGCCACCACCGGUGCCUCCAUCCUCUUCUCCUCCCCGGCAUUCGACCCCGUCGCCACAGUCCGCAUGUGCGUCGACCACCAGGCCACCGGCCUCUACGGCGUCACAACCAUGUUCGUCGCCUACCUCGAGGCGAUCGAGCGCGGCGCCGCCGGCACCCCAACCACCCUCCGCAAGGGCAUCGUCGCCGGCAGCAGCGUCCCCUCCAGCCUCAUGGAGAAGAUCCAGUCCGGCUUCGGCCUCGAGGACCUCGUCAUCUGCUACGGCAUGACCGAGACCAGCCCCGUGAGCUGCAUGACCCGCCCCAACGACCCCCUCGAGCAGCGCACCUCCUCCGUCGGCACCCCCAUGCCUCACACCCAGAUCAAGAUCGUCUCCUCCAUCGACCGCAGCGUCAUCAUGCCCAUCGGCGAGCGCGGCGAGCUCGCCGCGUCGGGCUACCUCACCAUGAAGGGCUACUUCAACGACCCGGCCAAGACGAGCGAGGUCCGCAAGGACGAGGACGGCACCAUCUGGGUCUACUCGGGCGACGAGGCCGCCAUGGACAGGGACGGCUUCGUCCAGAUCACCGGCCGCAUCAAGGACCUCAUCAUCCGCGGCGGCGAGAACAUCCACCCCCUCGAGGUCGAGAACUGCCUCUUCCAGAUGCCCGGCGUCCAGGAGGCCAGCGUCGUCGGCAUAAGCGACGACCGCCUCGGCGAGUGCGUCGGCGCCUUCGUCAUCCCCCACGCGGGCUGGACCGUCAUCGAUGAGGACGACGUCCCCGGCGACCCGGACGCCCGCACCAUCUCCCGCGCCGACGUCCGCGCCUGGGUCAAGGACAAGCUCUCGGGCCACCUCGUCCCCAAGCACGUCUUCUGGGCGGACGAGUACCCCAAGACGGCGAGCGGCAAGAUCCAGAAGUUCAAGCUGCGGGACAUUGCCGAGAAGAAAUUAGAGGAGGGGUCGUAA